Molecule: messenger RNA, 1337 nt
Organism: Coccomyxa subellipsoidea C-169
Lineage: Eukaryota; Viridiplantae; Chlorophyta; Trebouxiophyceae; Coccomyxaceae
Exons: 8
Coding region: 249-1337 (362 amino acids)
Source: RefSeq, a predicted model, not a curated record
AUUCACACGCACUUAUGGUAGAGCUUUCUACACAUCCAGAAAGUGCGCAUUGGUUUCUGCAUGAACGUUGGAUCUGCACUCAGGAUCCAAUGCGUGUGUGACAUCGCCCGCUUGCAAUUCUUUACUCCUCAAUUCCUUCAUUGCAGCGAUCUUAGGAAAUUUUAAAACUAUUGCUGCAAAUUCGUUUUGAUCUGCAGCUUUCGGGGUUGCUGAUGUCACAGAAAAUGUAACACCUCAGUUUCGCGCUCAUGAACUCCAAUACUCAAAUGUGUCAGGCCCACACAUCUCUCGCGGCCUUGCCGCAUAGAACAGCCCCAGUGGCUUCUUUGAACAAUUCUCGGCCGAUGUCAUGGAGGCAUCAGCAUAACAUGGGGAUUGGAACAGUGUGGAAACCUAGGACCUUGACGACGACCGCUGGCGCUCGGAGUGUUUCUACAAAUGCAGAGGUCAGGAGUUUGGAGCCCAUCACGCCCCCCUACAGUGAGCAGGAUGUAGACAGGGAGCUCUGGGAUCUCCUGGAUCUAGCCAACGACGAUGAGUUGGAGGCCGUCCACGAUAUACUCUUCAGUGCAAGUCCUCUUAGUCCUCUCAUCAAGUCCCUGGUGGCUGACAACGAGCCUGCGGCAAUUGCAGCAAGGGGCCGAGCCUCCAUCAUGCAUCGGAUUGAGUCCCGCUUCCGCUUCCUGGCGGCCAGCUCUGCGGCGGUGUUGCGAGGUUAUCGGCCAAGCUACAGGGAGACCUUGCAGUACAUUCGGGACCGGUUGGAUGUGCGCUGCCCCAGUGGCCUGGCUACAGCGGAUUUGGAGACUGAAAUAUUCCUGCACAUAUUGCACCAGCACAGUGGGGCCAUCACCGGCCUUGUGGAGGAGCAGGCAUCGAUGAGGGGCACCAUUGCAGAUGGUGAUGGCAUGGCAUUUGUCAGGAGGAGGACGUCGGCUGGUGCAGGACUGGUGAACAGGCUGAUUGCACCGCUGAAGCUGGGAGGGGCAGAGCUGCUGCCGACGCUGGUCAAGCUGGGCAGCGCCGUCAGCCUGUCAGGCAUGCGCAAGUCGGCGCUGCAGCAGCUGGGCAGGAAUCUGCUGGUGCAGAGCGCGCGCUACGAGGCCGCGCUGAGCGCGCUUUGCCAGAGUGGCGCGCGCGGCGUGACUGCCUCCUUCGAGCGCCGCCUGGCUGUGCAGGCGGCCUCAAAUGGUGUGACAAGGGCGGCUGCUCGCUAUGGGGCUGUGAAUGAUCUGGCACUGAAGGCCCUCGGCACUGACUACGGUCGCCUUGUGCGUGCAAUCUUUGCACUGUGCCAAAUAAGACUGCUACGUACUCAGGGAUUUGUCAACCCUUAA